UUGUUUUUCCUCAUGCUUUAUGCCAAAGAUAUCACCUUUAGAUAUCCACCACUUUUUAACUGAAGAUAUCUGAAGGCUGCUGAGUCUGCAGGCUGCAUCUGCUGUGACACACCAUGCAGAAGAGUCCACUCUCUAAAGCUGCUUUGCAGAAUCAUAUGAGUGAAGCAGAGUCAUCUAAUAACUUUGAAGCCCUAGGAUGCCACGAGCAGCUGGAUCCAAAGGACAGCCAGGACUCUGAAGACCCAAGAGAAUAUUGUUAUGGUGGGUACCACCCGGUGAAGAUAGGUGACACUUUCAACAGAAGAUACCAGGUGGUUUCUAAGCUCGGCUGGGGCUAUUUCGCCACUGUCUGGCUGUGUCUGGACCUCAGACUGGGUCGGCGUGUUGCUGUGAAGGUGCUGAAGAGCGGAGCUGGCUUCACUCAAGCAGGACAGGAUGAACUUGCUCUCCUACGAUGUGCAAGUGGUCCUACGAGCCGACAUCCCUCCAGUCAAAGGAUCGUUCAGCUGCUGGAUGAGUUCAAGCUGGCUGGGGUCAAUGGGGUCCACAUGUGCCUGGUGCUGGAGCUGUUGGGACCUGACCUGAGAGACUGGCAGCUCUGUUUUGGGAAUCCUGGACUGACGCAGCCUUUGGUCAAACAUAUACUUACUCAGGUUCUGCAGGGCCUGGACUACCUUCACACUCAGUGUAAAAUUAUCCACACAGACAUCAAGCCUGAGAACAUCCUGCUGUGUCUAGAGGAGCAGUCCCACAAAGUACCAGCAGGGGACAGCAGCUGCUCCUCUGUACUGACUGGGAAAGAUGCCAAGUCCACAGAGAAGGAGAAGGUGAACCCAUAUAAUUUAAAGGACAUUAGAGUGAAGAUUGCUGACCUGGGAAGCUCAUGCUGGGUGUACAAACAUUUCUGUGAGGAGAUUCAGACCCGUCAGUAUCGCUCACUGGAGGUUUUACUGGGAUCUGAGUACGGCCCGCCUGCUGACAUCUGGAGUGUCGCCUGCAUGGCCUUUGAGUUAGUCACUGGAGACUCCCUGUUUGAACCCAAAGCCAGCGAGUCCAUUUCCCUGGAGGAAGACCAUAUAGCUCAGAUUAUGGAGCUGCUUGGUAAAAUCCCACCAGCUGUUGCCUUUUCUGGUAAAUACUCAGCAGAGUAUUUCAGCCGCAGAGGUGACCUACGUUGCGUCAGUUCACUGAGGUUCUGGGGCCUUUAUGACGUUCUGGUGGAGAAAUACCACUUUCUAUUGGAGGAUGCCACUGGAUUCUCAGACUUGCUUCUUCAAAUGUUGGAUUACUAUCCGGAGAGGAGGGCAACCGCUGCACAGUGCCUCCGCCACCCUUGGCUGACCUCCUGAUAGCCUCCUAAAGGCCCCACAGGCCUCAUCUGCAGUUAUCACAGCCAGAUACUGUCAGCAGCCGAUGACUGAACAUACCAGCCACAAACUCAAUCAGUGGGAUGUUGAAAAUGCAUAAGGCAUCUUUAAAGUUUUUGUACUAGAGGAAUACAAAGAGUUGUUUAGAAGACUGUUUUUCCACUUACACUGAUUUGAAUUCCUGUGGAAUAUGGUGCUGUCCUUAUUCAACACCAGAUAGCGAAUAGGAACCUUUAUUACGCACUUUAUGCUAAGGCUUCUCUAGUGUAGCUGUAGGUAUUUAACUGCCAGAUCUUUGAGUCACAUACGUAGCAGCUCUUUUGAUGGGAAAAUUAUUCUGCACUGUCUUUUGCCACACUAACAGGUCUAACAACUGCUAGCCAGUGUGGAGUCAAAUUUUAAGUGCAGCUAUUUUUUCAUGUGAUUUUAAUGGUAGUGAUUAAGAUUAUUUAAAAGAAAAAAUCAUGAUAAUUCAAAUUUUAUUUACUGUUGUAUGGUGUCAUGAACAGCCAGAUUAAGUGUAAUGCAAAUGUAUUGUAAAUUAUGUCAAGUCAAUUUUCAUUUAAUUCUAAUCUGUUUUGUUCCCCAUUAAUAUUCAUGUCCCAGAGAUCCUAUAUUUAACAUUUCUCAUGCAUUUCCCAUAUUUUAUUCUUUUUUAAAAUCUGUAUUUAAAUUAAUUUUCUAGACCUUCCAGGCAGCAUCCACAGGGCGACAAUUAUAUAAUUACAAAGGACACAUUCUCACACUUUAUUUAAAACAUUUACAGUCGCACUAAUCAAUGUUUUAACAUGAAAAGUUUAUUUAGUGACUACUUGUAAGGUGAAAGGAUUUGUACAUAGUGACACACAUAAUUUCUCCAGAGUUGUGAGCCUCUUUUAGGUCAUUGUUUUGGUUUUCCAAACCACUAUCUACUCAACUUAUAUUUCAAGACACAACAGGCAGCUGUUUUCAGUAAAAAAGCUAAAACAUCUACAACAUCUGUACACUCCCUGCCCAGCAGGGGA
This is a messenger RNA of Plectropomus leopardus (leopard coralgrouper), 2371 nucleotides long. Its product is annotated as SRSF protein kinase 3. The record is from RefSeq and is a predicted model, not a curated record. Gene Ontology annotation, cellular component: nucleus; cytoplasm. Gene Ontology annotation, molecular function: ATP binding; protein serine/threonine kinase activity. NCBI's taxonomy places the organism in Eukaryota, Metazoa, Chordata, Actinopteri, Perciformes, Serranidae. Gene Ontology annotation, biological process: intracellular signal transduction; peptidyl-serine phosphorylation; spliceosomal complex assembly.